AUGGCUUCCCUCACCGCGCCCCAGCAAGGCCGCAAUUCGCAGCUGAGCGCAAAUCUCUCCAAACACAUAUUGGCGGCGCACCCAACGGCAGCACACCCUCCUCCAUCCUCUACUCCCAACACCGAAACGCCCACUCUCGCCGCGCUUGCCGACACGCCCUCACGCUCACUCAGACUUCCACUACGCGACAUCUCCGAAUCUCGCAGCACCAAAGGGCGUGAAUCAGCACGUCCUGGUUUGACUUCCGGCGCCGACAUGUACAACAUUGUCGACGACUCGGCCGCCAAACCCGCCCGUAUGGACACCCUCGUGGACGGCACCGACAUGGCGACACCUGCGCUCAGGGGAUUGGUUGUGCCUCAUCCCAAGGGGUCGGCGUCGCUGCGUUCGCAGGAGACGAAGGAGAAGAACGUUGGAGCGAUCCGCAGCGAGGGGACGGUCCAAGCGGGAGCAGUCACAGCCGUCAGCUCGUCCGUGACGACAGCUAGCUCGACCGCCAUGUCCUCGAGGCGCUCAAGUUUCGUGGCCGAACUGCCUGCGCACCUGCUGCGCCUCACGCCACCUGACAAUUUCGGCACCGUCGUCGACGGCAAGAUUUUCCGAAGCGCGUAUCCGAAGCCAGAGAAUUACGAGUACUUGAAGACGUUGAAAGUGAAAAGCAUACUCACUCUCGUUAAGGAAGAAUGCCCUGAACCCUACGCCAAGUUCAUAGCUGAGAACGGUAUCCGCCACUACCGUGUGCAUGUUCCGGCGAACAAGGGUCAGGUCUGCAUACCGCCAGAUGUUAUGGUGCAUGCUCUCAUGGUGGUUCUGGACCGGAGCAAUUACCCUUUGCUUAUUCACUGCAACAAGGGAAAGCACCGCACCGGCUGCGUUGUAGCAUGCCUUGGAAAAGUCCUGGGGAAGAGCAAGAAGCAGAUCAAGGAAGAUUAUCACACGUACGCGGCAGAAAAAGCCCGCGCUUUCGACGAGCAGUUCGUGGAGAGUUUCGACGAGCGCUCGGUACUGUGGAUGGCCAGGUUCCACGGAUGGGCUUCCGACAACGAGCCGCGCUCGCCGCUGCCCACACCCGCGCGCUCGCCGCGCCAGGCUGCAUAG
Molecule: messenger RNA, 1098 nt
Organism: Diplodia corticola
Lineage: Eukaryota; Fungi; Ascomycota; Dothideomycetes; Botryosphaeriales; Botryosphaeriaceae
Product: tyrosine-protein phosphatase siw14
Exons: 5
Coding region: 1-1098 (365 amino acids)
Biological process (GO): protein dephosphorylation
Cellular component (GO): cytoplasm
Molecular function (GO): phosphatase activity; inositol diphosphate tetrakisphosphate diphosphatase activity
Source: RefSeq, a predicted model, not a curated record